CUGGUAAGAGCCAUGCAAUUAUCGCCAGGCUGUUUGGUGUUGGCGUUCGCCCUGUUCCAUAGUGCACCUCAAGCCACUGUGGUCGAGGACUUCAACCAUGUAGAGCGAUGCAUGAACUCCUUAUAUAUGGGAACCCCACCACGGGGAAUCAUUAAUGACAAACUGAAGAAGAUCUGUCAGCGCUAUGCCGACAAGCCACGCUUUGUGACCUUGUACGACCCCCAGAAACGCAUCCCUGUCUACUCAGCCUACUCCUUCAAGAAGACAGAGGGAGAGCGACGUGUGGACUACUCCUGGAUGUAUGAAACACAGCUGGCAGAGGUUGAUGGGAAUGGGAAUAUGCUACCCUCCCUUACCGCCUACCUGCACAUGAAGUUUGAGGACAGCCAGGCAGUGCUGGACGACUACUCUGACGUAGUCCUGUAUGAACGAGGACACCUGAACCCAGAUCAGCACCAGUCUGACCCAUAUGACCGUGCUGCCACCUACACCCUGACCAACGUGGUCCCAGAGAUCAGGGAGUUCAAUAUCGGGCUGUGGCGUGAGCACAACAACGCGUUCGCCUCACCGCCUUCAUCGUCCGGUAACAUGAUCCGCCGGAACAACCUGGAGAACUUCCCGAAGACCCGGAUGGACGUGGACCAGAAUCUACUGCAUCUCCCCCUCUCCUCUUCCUCUGUAUCUCCACCGCACCAUAUAAGAGCUCCUCAACAACGCUCACACACGCCUACUCUGUGUGCACAAGGGUUUACAACUAUCUCCAUAGAUCUACUAUUAUGUGCUUAUUAUAAUGAUUAUGCAUGUAUUUUUAACAUAACAAUUAUAUAGUACUUGUGAUGCUUUGGCAAAGCUUUCAUUAUCGAAGAUCUGCUUUGCAAAUGACUUCCUUUGUAGCGUAAUUGUUCCUCCAUUCUCUGUAUUUGUAGCAUUCUUUAUUGAUCUGCCCCCUUUAUAAAACAGCUCAGUGACAUUCAGACACAAUGGUUCAGUGUGUCAGCCAUUCAUGGAGAGGUGUUAUCGGCUCACAUUUGGCAAAAGUGGCUGUAAAAUGGAUACCAUCAAAGGUAGUUCUGAGCUGUAAAGGACAUCUUCUUUGACUAAAAUAAAUGAGUUAUUUGACUU
Oncorhynchus tshawytscha (Chinook salmon) is the source of this 1122-nucleotide messenger RNA. RefSeq lists its product as uncharacterized. Bases 13 to 828 code for a protein of 271 amino acids. NCBI's taxonomy places the organism in Eukaryota, Metazoa, Chordata, Actinopteri, Salmoniformes, Salmonidae. The record is from RefSeq and is a predicted model, not a curated record. Gene Ontology annotation, molecular function: nucleic acid binding; hydrolase activity; metal ion binding. The transcript has 2 exons.